Molecule: messenger RNA, 1989 nt
Organism: Ochlerotatus camptorhynchus
Lineage: Eukaryota; Metazoa; Arthropoda; Insecta; Diptera; Culicidae
Product: zinc finger protein 69-like
Exons: 3
Coding region: 91-1983 (630 amino acids)
Biological process (GO): regulation of transcription by RNA polymerase II
Cellular component (GO): nucleus
Molecular function (GO): DNA-binding transcription factor activity, RNA polymerase II-specific; RNA polymerase II transcription regulatory region sequence-specific DNA binding; zinc ion binding
Source: RefSeq, a predicted model, not a curated record
GCUUGGAUUUUCUAGGAGAAUUUUAUCAAAUUAAUUCAGAUUUUUGUUCCAAUUUCGGCCGUUUGCUGUUUGUUUAUACAAGUGUUCAAGAUGGAAACCGAAAUAGUGCCUCCGGCACCACCCUCAGACGCCCAAAGAAAUUCAGCCCCACCAUCAAAGUUGGACGAUUUCUGUCGCAUUUGCUUGCUCCGGAAGCUGCCCCUCCUACCGAUGACAAGUGAAUUCAACGGUACCAUGAUACCGGAAAUGCUCUGGAAGGUAUCCGGAACGCUGUUGAACGUGCUGGAGCAGCUUCCACGGGUGAUAUGUGAACGAUGCCUAACGAAGCUGGAUCUGGCUUACAACAUCGCCCAGGAAUUCCGCAAACAGGAGGAGCUGCUGAGAAGCUUCUGCUGGAAAGGAGCCCUCGUUGAGCAACUGGAUGGGUUCCAGCGGACCGAGGAUGCCGCAAAGGAACCGUACUCGGAAGAUGUGUUGAAGAAACUGACGCCACCUGCACUUUCCACGUCCGCGUUAAUUACGGUUCGCAACGAGAAGGAAAUGUUGAAAGCGAUCGUUGAGCUACCACCCGAGGACGAUCCGAUUGAGGAAGUAGCAGAAUUGGUAGUGGAACAGCUGGACGAUAUAAUUGAGAUCGAAAGGUUCGAUGAGGAAGAUCAAUCGGAAGAGGAUCAAUUUGAGAUGAUUGUUGAGGAAAACAGCAUGGAUUCUGGAGAUGCACUGAACGAACCAAACGACGUAGAUAGCGAAUUCGAACAGAGCGAAGAAUCUCAGCAAAGUGUUGCCUUUGUGAAGAAAGAACUGGAGGAAGAUGAGGGAAAAGCAAAGGACAGUUUAGAUCCGGAAGUUUUGUCUGUCUUGGUAACAAAAGUAGAAGAGGAAUGGAUAGAUGAUGACGAUAAGCCGUGGGAAAAAUCCGAUCGGGAUGCUGAUGAUUUAGAGGAAGCGGCAGCGGUCAGUUGUGAAGAAACUGAUGAAUCCCAGGACCCGAUUUGGUUUGAUGAAGGUGAACGCGAAGAAGAAGACGACGAAGAGCUGCCAAAGCCAAAGCGGCGGAAGGUACCGAAGGUGGCAAAGAAGAAAAGGGUGAUCAAAAGUGUAACCAAUGCGGAUGGUCUGUUCGAGUGUAAGAUAUGUGGUAAAACAUUUCCAGUUCAAAAAACUUUCCUUAACCAUCUGCGUCGGCACGAACACGUCCAGAAAGGGUCGUUUCAAUGCAAUAAAUGUGACAAGGUUUUUGGCACGAGGCACCGUUUGAGUCGCCAUGAGCAGAUCCACACACGUAUCCUGACCUGUGAAGAGUGCGGCAAUGUGUUUAAAAAUGUUCACGAAUUACGGUCGCAUGAGUCGAUACAUCUGAAGGGUAAGCGAAAGUGUCGUUGGUGUGAUUUUGUCUGCUACACGAGAGACGAAAUGAAGAAGCACCACACGACGAGCAAAUGCGGGCAGUUAGCUCAGACCAAAGCCCCCGUGAAGCCUCCCGUUUUGAAGGACAAAAAGUGUCCCUUUGAAGGGUGCGACUACGUGGCCCAAACGUACGGUGCGAUGUAUGUGCACAAGCGGACCAAGCACCAGGCGGUAUAUGAGUGCGAUCUGUGUGACAAGAAGUUUGCCUUUGCGAAUCAACUGAAGCAGCACGAAACGGUCCACACGGGCGAGAAGCCGUUCCAGUGUGACAUUUGUUCGAAAAUGUUCCGGAGGUUGUUCAGCUACAAGGAGCACAUGGCUAUCCACGAGGGUGAAGGAAGGUACGAAUGUGGGAUCUGUGGAAAGGUUUUCGCCCGGCCAAGGUAUCUGUCGGCCCACGUGGUGACUCACUCGGAGGGCCGUCCCUUCGAGUGUACCAUGUGCGGUUCCAACUACAAGACCAAUGGUGAACUCACAAAGCACGUUCGAGCGAAGCACGAAUCUCUGGAGUACGGAAACGGGAACGAUCUUAUCGAGGAAGAUUAUAACUAUUUUGAGGACGAGAUUUAUUUGUAAGGGAUU